Messenger RNA from Dictyostelium discoideum AX4, 930 nucleotides. RefSeq names its product CAF1 family protein. The transcript is spliced from 3 exons. Bases 1 to 930 code for a protein of 309 amino acids. Gene Ontology annotation, cellular component: CCR4-NOT complex; nucleus; cytoplasm. Gene Ontology annotation, molecular function: nucleic acid binding; poly(A)-specific ribonuclease activity. NCBI's taxonomy places the organism in Eukaryota, Evosea, Eumycetozoa, Dictyosteliales, Dictyosteliaceae. The record is from RefSeq and is a predicted model, not a curated record.
AUGUAUCAUAAUUUUAAUUAUAUUGACGACGAAAAUGGACAUAUUAAAAUGUUACCAUCACCAGUUAAACCAAAUGGUGGUAAAUUAAGAACACCAACUUCCAAAGCGACAAUUUUAACAGCAGAUAUAGGGCAUGAAAUUAGAGAAGUUUGGGCACAUAAUUUAGAAUAUGAAAUGUCACUAAUAAGAGAAUUAGUUGAUAUAUAUCCUUGUGUUGCAAUUGACACAGAAUUUCCAGGAUUUGUAAAUAAACCAAUUGAAUCAAUGAGAAUGUAUCCAGAUUAUAAUUAUCAAACAUUAAGAUCAAAUGUAGAUUUAUUAAAGAUAAUUCAAUUUGGAAUAACAUUUUCAGAUAGUACAGGUUGUUUGCCUGUACCAACAUGUACAUGGCAAUUUAAUUUCAAAUUUAGUUUAAAAGAUGAUAUGUAUUCACCAUACGCAAUUGAGUUAUUAAAAAGUUGUGGAAUUGAUUUCCAAAGGAUUGAAGACUAUGGAAUUGAUGUUAAUGAUUUUUCAGAAUUAUUCAUUUCAUCAGGUAUUGUAUUGAAUGAUAAAAUUCAAUGGAUUUGUUUUCAUGGUGGUUACGAUUUCGGUUAUUUAUUAAAAGUUUUAAGUUGUUCAGAAUUACCAAAAUCUGAAUCCGAUUUUUUCGAUCUCUUAAGAAUUUACUUUCCAUGUAUAUACGAUGUAAAAUAUUUAAUGAAAAGUUGUAAAAAUUUAAAAGGUGGUUUAAGUGGUUUAGCUGAAGAUUUAAAUGUGGUCAGAGUCGGUCCUCAACAUCAAGCAGGAAGUGAUUCUUUAUUGACAAAUUCAACAUUUUUUAAAUUAAGAGAGGAAUUUUUUGAAAAUGAAAUUGAUGAUCAUAAAUAUAAAGGAAUUUUAUAUGGUUAUAAUGUCAGUCAAAAUUUUCAUCAUAAUGGUCAUUUGUAA